CACUCACCUCUACCUAGAAUAUCAUCAGAAUAUACAAGCCAAAUGGUUAACACAACUGAUUCAAUGUCCUCUUCACCCUGCCUCGUCAAAAUAGGCACCCACUCUUUAGCCCUCUACACCCACGGCCCAGAACCCAACAGCACAGCCGACCCCGUCAUCCUCUUCAUCCCAGGCCUAGCAAGCGACGCCUUAGUCUGGCAAGCCGUGGUGCGCCUUCUAAACCCUUCACUACGAAGCUACACCUACGACCGCUCAGGGUACAACAACUCUGAGGCCUCGCCUCUUGCCCCGUCAGCCGAGAAUAUCGCUCUAGAGCUGUCUCUCUUAAUUGAAAAGGCGCCUAUACCUAACCCUCUGAUCAUUGUUGCGCACUCCUGGGCAGGUAUUCUCUCGCACGAGUAUAUCGCCUUAAAAGGAACCGACCAGAUCGCGGGGCUAGUUCUUGUCGACGCUAACCACGAGACAACUCCGCUGGUGAUAGACAUCGCCGAUCCGGUUCUCUGGACUGUUGCGGCUGGUGUGGAACCGUAUUCUGCUAAGGGUAUUGAGGCAGAACAUAAGUUGACCAAGGAUGAGUGGAGGGCGUUUAGAACUGCCGAGUCAAGCGAGAAGUUCAGGCUUAUUGCAGAACGAGAGAGUUCGGGGUAUUACAAACCUAGUUUCGAGACGCUGCGGGCGAAGGAGUUGAGUAAGAGACAGCCACUACUGGGCAAUAAGCCAGUUUAUGUGAUUGGGGGUACGAGAAGUAGGGAUUGGGGUGGGUUGUAUAGGGCUGGGGUAGCGAGGGGGAAUGGGACGGAGGAGGAAAGGCGAUAUGUGAGGGACUUGAUUGCGAAGGUUGAUGAGAAGGGGAAGGGAUUAAUGAAGGAGUUUUUGAAGCUGUCUACGAGGAGUGAGCUUGUCUUUGCUACGCAAAGUGGGCAUUUUGUUCAGUUGACGCAGCCGGAUGUUAUUGUUGAUGGAGUGGAUUGGGUCUUGCGUAACCUAGGCUCUUAGUUGCCUAGAUCGGAAUAAUUGUAGUAAUUCUGAAUACGUUUAAUGUUUGCCCUUCUUAUAUGUUGCUGGAUAUUGAGUACCGGAGUAUCUUGUGAAAGCUGCAGAGAUGAAUUGGUUGAUGACGGGGAAUAUUGUCCGGUGGAAGAGAACACAAACGCUUACCGGAGCAAUGUGGGUGUUAUUAUUGUUUAACCCUAGGAAACUGCCGGGCAUCUUCUCUGAUCAUUUCAAGA
Aspergillus versicolor CBS 583.65 is the source of this 1229-nucleotide messenger RNA. Its product is annotated as alpha/beta fold hydrolase. The transcript has a single exon. The coding region runs from base 43 to 996 and encodes 317 amino acids. The record is from RefSeq and is a predicted model, not a curated record. Lineage: Eukaryota; Fungi; Ascomycota; Eurotiomycetes; Eurotiales; Aspergillaceae.